Paramecium sonneborni is the source of this 642-nucleotide messenger RNA. The record is from the annotation of a GenBank genome assembly. NCBI's taxonomy places the organism in Eukaryota, Ciliophora, Oligohymenophorea, Peniculida, Parameciidae.
AUGUAAUUUUAUGCUAAUUUUUCUUUCAUUUUUAGUAAAGAUGAUAUGUGGAAUUUUAAUUAAUUCAUUACAGAAUAAUCAGAAGACACAAAAAUCUUAUUAGAUGAAGAUUUUUAUAAUGAAAUAUUGAAUAAGGAUAGUGAGUAAAGUGAUAAGCCUUAAAUAGUUGAAAUAGAUAAAAGUUUAUUGGAGUAAGAAUUAUAAAUAGUAAAAUUGAAUAAAUAAAAGAGAAAUUAUUAGGAAGAGUAUUUGAAAUUGAUAAAUUUUGAAACAUAUACUAAGGAAUUGUCACUGGGAUAAUUAACAAGAUUAUUAAUUGAUAAUUAGUAUGUUGAUUAAUAAGAAUUAAAAAUCUAUAAAAAGUAUUCGAAUGAAUAUUUGAUUGAGUCAGGGAGAAUAUUUGGAGUACCGCUAGUAUUUUACAAUAAAUAAGAAUUAUAGAAUAAAUAAGUAUUGUAGAAUAAAUAAGAGUUGGAGCAUAAUCAUUCUCUAUAUUUGGUAGAUUAUUGUAUGGAUUGCAAUUGGUUUUAAUUAUAUCGAAAAGUGAGAUUAUCUUAAGAAGUAAAUAAGUAGCUGAUUUUAAUAAUGUUUUCGAAAGAAGGAGAAAUAGUGAAUGUAAAGAAAAUUUAAAACUACAAAUGA